This is a messenger RNA of Boeremia exigua, 1326 nucleotides long. RefSeq lists its product as uncharacterized. Lineage: Eukaryota; Fungi; Ascomycota; Dothideomycetes; Pleosporales; Didymellaceae. The transcript has a single exon. The record is from RefSeq and is a predicted model, not a curated record. Bases 114 to 1217 code for a protein of 367 amino acids.
ACCCAGGGAUUCAGAGAUCGGCUCUGCGGUAGGUUUUCCUAGCUCCAGGUAUAUACCACGAGGCUGCACAAUGCUGCACAUCCGGUUCUGUCCACCACAGAGCCGGGCUCACCAUGGCAGGUGAGGCGCCCCUCAGCCCGUCGCAAGUAAGAAGAGAUGGACGAUGGCGACCCGUCAGACACAAGACUGCUCCAAGUAUCAGACCACUCCCUCGCACCUCCGACCCCCAACGAAGGUCAUCGCUCAGAGCAGUGUUGAAGCGCAAGCCGUUAUCGACCAUCAGCGAGGACAAAUCGCCCUCGCUGAAAAGUAACAGCACAGUCAGCCUUAGGCUCAACAUCGCUCUACCAUACCAGUCGUCCGUAUUUUCUCACUCCUCCGACCACCUGCUCUACUUUCAGCCAAGUCAACAGUUGCAGAAUUUACAGUCGGUCAGUUUUCAUUGUACUGAUGAAGCAUACGAAUCCAUGCCGAGACUAUACCGGACACAAAGCCAAUGGAAAACAUCGCCAAUAAGAUACUAUCAAUUGAGCGAUACCCCAGUCAUCCAAAGAUUGAUGGUCCAUGACAUGGAUGCGUAUGAGACGCACUCGGAGUCUGGAGGAAGCCCCACAACUGCUAGGGAGGAUUUACCACGAGAGGCGAUUGCCGAUCUUUUCCACAGAGUCGAAGCAUACGAACGAGAACACCCAGAAGUUGUCAGAGAUUCCGGGAAAGUCUGGGUCCGUGUCAACUCAGUCGGUCACGGCCUGACCAAGACCUUCAAAACGAUGAGUUCGCUACGCAAGAAGCAGACCUUCGAAGCACGCAUAGGACAUAGCGUAGCUGUGCAGUCUCAGCUGAGGGUCUAUGAGAAGCCAUCGGGUACGAAACGUCUGAAGAUAGCUGCGCACGAUUGCUGGAGAAAAUUUAGGAACUGGUCAACUGGCAAGAACACAGAGCCAUGGGCCAAAGAGAAUCUCAUCCAGAAUCCGUACCGCAUCCUGAACUCCUCAAUCGUUUCUCUCCCCAAGAAACGCCAACCUCGUUUCAGGAAGCUCUCGAGAGCGCUCAAGUUAGAAGAAAGGACAAUUGGCACAGAGUGCACAAGGAAAGCGAGACGGGACAGCAAGAUGUCCAUCGGCGAGCAGCCUAAACGGCGCAAGUCGAGCUUGUUCCUUGAUGUUUAUUCAUCAGACUUUCCAGACAGUCCCCUUCGCGAUUAUGUGGUAGCGUAGGCGACAGCGUCGCUCGGUCGGAAUUGGCACCUAUGGGUAGACAUAGCGGUGAUUUCGGAGCUUAUAAUGCCACGAAGCCAAUGCAGUUUUUUUUUAUCAAGAUGACAUA